Messenger RNA from Zonotrichia albicollis (white-throated sparrow), 4098 nucleotides. The record is from RefSeq and is a predicted model, not a curated record. NCBI's taxonomy places the organism in Eukaryota, Metazoa, Chordata, Aves, Passeriformes, Passerellidae.
GCGCCCCCAGGACCCUCUGGUGGUGGUGGCUCUGGACGAGCAUCGUCCCAUGGGUGUCACCCUCAGAUGCAGCCUUGCAGGUGCCCCCAGUUUAGGGGGUGACAGGUGUCCCUUAGAAAAGAGGACAGUGGUAACAACUUUACUAAAGGCUGGUGGCAUUUUCCCAGUCCAGGGAGGGGACCAGGGAAGGACUUUGCAUCGGGGUGUGCUGGCACAUCCAUGCCACUGGGUCCAUGAGGGACAAGGGAUACCCAGCCAAGCCAGGAUGGAGCUGGUGAUGGGCACCUGUGGUUUAGGGUGACAACCACAGCCAGGAUGGGACAGGGUUCUUGUCCCAGUGCCUGGGAUGAGGAUGGCACUGGGUGCUAGCACCAUGCCAGUCCCUCCGGUUCCUCUUUCACCUUGCUGUAACCCAACUCCUGUCCCCAUAAAUAUUUCAUGAUGAAGGCUUGGAUUGCCAGCCUAAUGGAAGGCUGGAAGCAGAAAAAAAAAGACUAAAAACAGGUAAAAAUGUGAAAAUAGUAUUUUUUUUCCUCCUGGUGUGGUUCAGGCAUGAUGACCUCAAGGAGAUGCUCGACAGCAACAAGGAUUCACUCAAGCUGGAGGCCAUGAAGAGGAUUGUGGCGAUGAUUGCCCGUGGUAAAAACGCCUCCGAUCUCUUCCCAGCUGUGGUGAAAAACGUUGCCUGCAAGAACAUUGAGGUGAAGAAGCUGGUGUACGUGUACCUGGUGCGCUACGCAGAGGAGCAGCAGGAUCUGGCCCUGCUCUCCAUCUCCACCUUCCAGCGAGGACUCAAGGACCCCAACCAGCUGAUCCGUGCCAGCGCCCUGCGGGUCCUGUCCAGCAUCCGCGUGCCCAUCAUCGUGCCCAUCAUGAUGCUGGCCAUCAAGGAGGCCGCCUCGGACAUGUCCCCGUACGUGCGCAAGACAGCCGCCCACGCCAUCCCCAAGCUGUACAGCCUCGACUCAGACCAGAAGGACCAGCUCAUCGAAGUGAUCGAGAAGCUGCUGGCUGACAAAACCACACUGGUGGCUGGCAGCGUGGUGAUGGCAUUCGAGGAGGUUUGCCCAGAGCGCAUAGACCUCAUCCACAAGAACUACCGCAAGCUCUGCAACCUGCUCAUCGAUGUGGAGGAGUGGGGGCAGGUGGUCAUCAUCAACAUGCUGACCCGCUACGCCCGCACCCAGUUCCUCAGCCCCAACCAGAAUGGUCCCACCUGCCAGCAGGAGUCCUUGCUGGAGGAGAACACUGAGAAGGCUUUCUAUGGCUCUGAGGAGGAGGACGCCAAGGAUGCCAAGGCAGAGGCAGCCUCGCUGGCCAAGCGCAAGCCCUACGUCAUGGACCCCGACCACCGCCUCCUCCUGCGCAACACCAAGCCCCUGCUGCAGAGCCGCAACGCCGCAGUGGUGAUGGCCGUGGCACAGCUCUACUUCCACCUGGCACCCAAGGCAGAGGUUGGAGUCAUUGCCAAGGCGCUGGUACGGCUCCUGCGGAGUCACAGUGAGGUGCAGUAUGUCGUGCUACAGAAUGUGGCCACCAUGUCCAUCAAGCGGCGGGGGAUGUUUGAGCCCUAUCUGAAAAGUUUCUACAUCCGCUCAACGGACCCCACACAGAUUAAGAUCCUCAAGCUGGAGGUCCUCACCAACCUGGCCAAUGAGACCAACAUCUCCACCAUCCUGAGAGAGUUCCAGACCUACAUCCGCAGCAUGGACAAGGACUUUGUGGCGGCCACCAUCCAAGCCAUCGGGCGCUGUGCCACCAACAUCGGGAAGGUGCGGGACACCUGCCUCAAUGGCCUGGUCCAGCUGCUCUCCAACAGGGAUGAGCUGGUGGUGGCUGAAUCCGUGGUGGUCAUCAAAAAGCUGCUGCAGAUGCAGCCGGCCCAGCACAGCGAGAUCAUCAAGCACAUGGCCAAGCUCACUGACAACAUCCAGGUGCCAAUGGCGCGGGCCAGCAUCUUGUGGCUCAUUGGGGAGUACUGCGAGCACGUGCCCAAGAUCGCACCUGAUGUGCUGCGCAAGAUGGCCAAGUCCUUCACCAACGAGGAGGACAUUGUCAAGCUGCAGGUCAUCAAUCUGGCAGCUAAGCUCUACCUGACCAACUCCAAGCAGAGCAAGCUGCUGACCCAGUACGUCCUCAACUUGGCCAAGUACGACCAGAAUUAUGACAUCCGCGACCGGGCUCGCUUCAUCCGCCAGCUCAUCGUGCCCACUGAGAAGAGCGGGGCCCUCAAUAAAUACGCCAAGAAGCUCUUCCUGGCCCAAAAACCGGCUCCCAUCUUGGAGUCUUCUUUCAAAGAUCGGGACCAUUUCCAACUGGGCUCCCUGUCCCAUCUGCUCAAUGCUAAGGCUGUGGGCUACCAGGAGCUGCCUGACUGGCCAGACGAGGCCCCUGACCCCUCUGUGAGGAAUGUGGAGGUUCCUGAGUGGACCAAGUGCACCAGCCGGGAGAAGAGGAAGGAGAAAGUGGAGAAGCCUUUCUAUUCUGACUCAGAGGGCGAGUCAGGGCCCACGGAGUCGGCAGACAGUGAGCCCGAGUCCGGCAGCGAAGAGAACGGCAGCAGCAGCAGCUCUGGCAGCUCCAGCUCUGGCAGCGAGGAGGAAGAUGAGGAAGAGGAGGAGGAUGACAGCGGGGAGCAGUCAGAGGACAAGGAGGAGGAGGAGGAGGAGAAGAGGCCAAAGAGGAAGGACAAGGAAGGUUCCCAUAAGGCAGUCUUGGGGACUGCAGGCAGCCCCAGCGAGGAAGAGGAGGAGGAGGAAGGGGCAAAGAAGGCCAAGAAGAAGGCCCCUCAGGGGAGGAAAGGCCGUGCUGAAACCUCAUCAGAGGCCAGCACCUCCGAGAGCAGCUCCUCUGGCUCCGACUCGGGCUCCGAGGCAGAGGCCAAGCAGAGGAAGGCGCCCCCCAGCAGCAAGGCCAGCUCCAAGGAGAUCUCCCUGCUUGACCUGGAUGACUUCACUCCCCCUCCUCCCCAGCCCAUCCCCUCCAGCAGCAUUAUCUCCACCAGCCUUGUGACUGACCUGGAGGGCCUCACUCUCACUGACACCUCCCUGACACCCACCCUGCUGAGCCCGGCAUUCAGCGCGGUGAAGACCUAUGAGCUGCUGCACCGCAUGGCGGGCGAGGGGCUGGCGGUGGAGUACUGCUUCAGCCGCCGGCCCUUCCCCAGCGACCCCCACAUGGUGGCCGUGCAGAUCCAGAUCUCCAACAACACCGACACCGAGGUGAAGAACCUGCGGGUCAACGAACCCAAGCCACUGUCCGGCAUGAGGAUACAGGAGUUCCCUGAGAUCGAGCACCUGGCGCCAGGGGACACAGCCACCGUGGUGAUGGGCAUCGACUUCUGUGACUCCACCCAGGCGGCAAACUUCCAGCUGUGCACCCACACGCGCCAGUUCUACGUCUCCAUCCAGCCACCCGUGGGGGAGCUCAUGGCCCCUGUCUUCAUGAGCGAGAACGAGUUCAAGAAGGAGCAGGGGAAGCUGAUGGGCAUGAGUGAGAUCACAGAGAAGCUGUCGCUGCCUGAGAAAUGCCGAAGUGACCACACCAUCGUCCAGCAAGUGACCUCGGCUGCCAACGUGGGCCGCGUGCCCUGCGGUGCCAGCAAUGAGUACAGGUUUGCAGCCAAGACGGUGACAAGCGGGAGCCUGGUGCUCAUCACCCUGGAGCGGCGGGAGGGCUCCACGGCCCAGCUGACCAUCAACAGCGAGAAGAUGGUCAUCGGCACCAUGCUGGUGAAGGACAUCAUCCAGGCCCUGACACAGUGACAGCUGGGCUCUGCCGCACCUAUGGCCCUGCCCUCCCACCCCUUCUGCCCCGUGCUGCUCCCCAAAACACUCCCUUGCCCCUGUUUCUCCCAGGUUAUUCCCUGCCCCAAUCCCAAAAGGGGCGGCAGGCAGCAACCCUCGGGCCAGCUUUGCUGCUGGGCGGAAGGAGAAGGAUGCAGCAGAUGGGAUGCAGGGAAGUGUCCUACUCAGAAGGGCAGAAGCAGUUCCAGCCCCCAUGGAGCACAGUGUGGCCCCAGUCCCUCACUGUCAUCUCCCGAUGUAACCCUUAUUUAUUAUGUCCAGGAUCUCCCAAUAAAGCUCUUCUCCAACCUGU